AUGGCACUAAGCAGUUUGAAAUCGAAUCUCCAAUUCGCUACACUGAAGACUCUGUCUUUGGUAUCCAUAACUGCGAUGUCGCCACAGCAAAGUGUGAAGGAAGUUUUAAGGACAGCGGACUGCGUGUGCUUCGAUGUUGAUUCGACGGUCAUAAGAGAUGAAGGCAUCGAUGAACUUGCUAGAUUUUGUGGAAAAGGCGAAGAGGUUAAGCGGCUAACAGCGGAAGCGAUGGGCGGCAACAUGACAUUUCAAGAGGCUCUUAAGAAAAGGCUAGAUAUAAUCAGACCCAGCGUUGGCCAAAUCAAAGAAUUCUUAGAGAAGUUCCCCAUUCAUCUCACACCAGGCAUCGCGGAGCUAGUGAAGCUGCUGCAAGAAAGGGGCGUGACAGUGUACCUGGUUUCAGGCGGUUUCAGGAGUCUCAUCGAUCCAGUCGCUGAUGUUCUCUCGAUACCCAGGAGUAACGUCUAUGCGAACAGGCUGAAGUUCUAUUUUAAUGGUGAAUAUGCCGGCUUUGACGAGAACGAGCCAACAUCGAGGUCUGGCGGCAAACCUUUGGUCAUUAGACGCUUGAAGGAACAAUUUGGUUAUCAGAAACUGGUGAUGGUUGGAGAUGGCGCCACUGAUGCAGAGGCGAGCCCGCCCGCGGAUGCGUUUAUUGGUUUCGGUGGCAACGUAGUUCGCGAAGAGGUGAAGAAGAGGGCGCCCUGGUACGUCCUAAGCUUCCAAGAGCUGAUAGACGCUCUCAAGGUCCAAAUUGAAAGAAAAAAUUAG
This is a messenger RNA of Leptosia nina, 771 nucleotides long. The record is from the annotation of a GenBank genome assembly. NCBI's taxonomy places the organism in Eukaryota, Metazoa, Arthropoda, Insecta, Lepidoptera, Pieridae.